AUGGGAAUUGAGGAAGAGCAUGGAAGCAACACUGCCUCCUCCACACUGAACUUGGGAAUUUCUAAGUUCAGCGUGGAGUCCACUUACAAAGGAGGAAUUGCACAUCACCCCACGCUGAACUUGGGAAAAUCCAAGCUCAGCGUGGACUCAAAAAGGAAGCAUGUUAAACUGAAGACUGCAUUAAUCAAUCUACUGCCAAAGUUUCAUGGCUUACCUGCUCAAGAGCCUCUCAAGCACCUCAGGGAUUUUCAAACAGCCUGUUCUACUGUCUGGCGUUAUGGUGCAACUGAGACUUCUAUUCUGCUGGCAGCAUUCCUGUUUUCUCUUGAGGAAAAGGCGAGGGAAUGGUACUACACUCAACCUGAAGCAGUCGUUACUAAUUGGGAUACACUCAGGAGAGAAUUCCUCGAAAACUACUUUCCAGCUGAAGUUACUGAUAGACUAAGGAAAGAGAUUUCAAUGAUCAUCAAAGGCGAAUCUGAGACUUUCUACGAGUACAGGGAGCACUUCACUAAUCUCCUAGACGUAUGCCCCUACCACAUGAUUGACAAGUUGGUGUUGAUCGGCUACUUCACACAAGCCAUGAAGCCUCAAGAUAAGACUACAUUAGAUGGUGCAAGUAAUGCUUCUCUGAAAAAGCACAAGACCACAGAUGAAGCAUGGCAACUGAUCGCCGACUUGGCUGAGUCUGCUCGGACUCACAAGCGCAAUAGGAAAAACCACCCUAAGGCUGUGGUAGAGGUUUCCUCUAGCAAUGAGAAUAAUGCUCUCACACAAUCAAUAUGUGAGAUGACCAACCUACUGAAGCAGAUACAUCUGGGCCAGCAACAAUCUCAGCCCCCUUCACCACAACAUAGCCAACAACUGGUUCCUCAGAGAGUGUGUGGAAUAUGCGUUGAUUAUAAUCAUUACACUGAUGAGUGUCCACAGCUCCAACAUGAGGACAACACCGUGGCAGCUACUCACAAUUUCUAUGACCGCCCGAAUCAAGGACACUACCAACAAGGCGGCAACUAUAACCAAGGUGGGAACUUUAACCAAGGUUGGAGGGAUAACUAUAACAGAGGAGGCAGAGACGGCCAAGGAAAUCAGAGGUGGAAUAAUAACAACAAUCAGCAGAACCGGUAUCAGCAGAAUCCUGCCUAUCAACAGCAGAACCAGAACCAGAUUGGAUCACUGAAUAACUCCAACAACCAGCCUUCAAACUCCAGUGGAAUUCCUUCUCAACCCUUACCCAACCCCAAGGGUGGCAUCAAUGCCAUCACCUUGAGGUCUGGAACCACACUGCAAGAGAGGAAUCCUGAGGAGCCAAGCCCACAAAAACAUGCCUCAGCUGAGGACAUGGUGGAGGUGGAGGAUGUUGAAAAGGAAGAUGAAGUACAGGACACGGUUGAAGAAGAGGUAACUCAACCAGAGAAUGGCACACCAGAAGGAGCUAAAGCUACCAGAGACGCCAUCCCUAUCCCAUUUCCACACCUUGCAAAAAAGCCCAGAAAGCAGAUGGAACUUAACCCAAAAAUGGUAGAAAUCUUAAAAAAGGUUGAGAUAACUGUUCCCUUUUUUGAUGUUAUUCAGCAAGUACCUAAAUAUACGAAGUUUCUAAAGGAUUUGUGCAUAUAUAAGGAUAAGAUUAAUGAAUUAGAAACUAUUCCUUUAAGUAGUUUUAUUUCUGCAUUGAUGGGGGAUAUACCUGAAAAAUUGGUUGGAAUUGCUGAGGACAUGUUGGUGAGCAUUAAGGGGCUCACAUUUUCCAUUGACUUCUAUAUCUUGGAAAUGCCCCCAAAUGACUCAGGAAAACCGUCAUCCAUCUUGCUCAGAAGACCAUUUCUGAAGACCUCAAAGUUCAAGUUGGAUCCAUUCUCAGGAACCUAUUCCUUUGAGAUAGGCGGCCGAGCAGUGAGCUUCAAUCUGAAUGAGGCUAUGAAGCACCCUCCGGAAGAUCAUUCCAUCUUCCAGUGCGACAUCAUUGAUGAGAGAGUAGCCGCAUUUCACCAAGAAGCAGUAGAAGAGAUGCACAUGGUGCAAGGUCCAAGUGUGGGGACACCCUCUGAACACAAUGAGAACACCUUGCCAUCUUCACUAGCUCAAGACGAUCCAGUACCCAGUCAGGAGCAGAAUUUGGAGUUAAAACCCCUUCCACCCCACCUCAAGUAUGCUUACCUUGAGGACAAUUAG
Arachis stenosperma is the source of this 2175-nucleotide messenger RNA. RefSeq lists its product as uncharacterized. The record is from RefSeq and is a predicted model, not a curated record. Lineage: Eukaryota; Viridiplantae; Streptophyta; Magnoliopsida; Fabales; Fabaceae. The transcript has 4 exons. Bases 1 to 2175 code for a protein of 724 amino acids.